Molecule: messenger RNA, 1648 nt
Organism: Cylas formicarius (sweet potato weevil)
Lineage: Eukaryota; Metazoa; Arthropoda; Insecta; Coleoptera; Brentidae
Gene: Wdfy2
Product: WD repeat and FYVE domain-containing protein 2
Exons: 6
Coding region: 87-1307 (406 amino acids)
Molecular function (GO): protein binding; metal ion binding
Source: RefSeq, a predicted model, not a curated record
UCAAACUUCUGUGGUAGAAUUUGAUAUUGAAAUUUUGGGUUUUUCCUUAAAAUAUAAAGAAACUAGAAAUAUUUUUAGAUAGGGGAAUGGCUGCAGAAAUAAAACCGGCAGCACCACCAAACGAUAAAUUUUGUACAACGAAAAAACCAAUACUAUUAGCAAAGCUAGAUGGUUGCAGUGAUGAAAUAAAUGCCGCCGUCCUUAUUCCAGGAGAGGAUGGUGUUAUUAGUGUGUCCGAUGAUAAAACUGUUAGAGUCUGCUUAAAGAGGGAUUCUGGUCAAUAUUGGCCUAGCAUUUGUCAGUACAUGCCUAGCGGAACCACGUCUAUUUACUACACAGUUGAAACAAGACAACUUUUUAUUGGUCAAGAAAAUGGGACUGUAUCUGAGUUUUCAUUGGCAUUUGAUUUUAACAGGAUGAUGCCUAUUAGAGAAUAUUUAGCUCAUCAAGCUCGUGUAACUGAAAUUAUAUUUUCAAUAAACUGCGAGUGGGUUUUAAGUGUUGGAAGAGACAAAGUAUUUUCUUAUAAUUGUACUCAGACUGGAAGAAAUAUUGGCACAUAUAAUGCCGAAGCUUGGUGCACCUCAUUGCAAUUUGAUGCGCAAACUAAACAUGCUUUCAUUGGGGAUUAUUCAGGACAGAUCACAAUGCUUAAAUUAGAUAACAAUGGACUGACUGUUAUAACCACUCUCAAGGGCCAUUCUGGUUCAAUUCGGUCCCUUGCCUGGGAAAGUGAUAGACAAAGGCUGUAUAGUGCUUCUUUUGAUCACAGUGUAAUAGUUUGGGACAUUGGCGGACGACAGGGGCAUGCUUAUGAAUUGCAAGGUCAUCAUAAUAAGGUUUCGGCUCUCCAUUAUUCUCAAUCCACAAAGCAACUAAUUAGUGCUGGAGAAGAUGGUGUGCUGGUUUUUUGGGAUAUGGUACAACCACGACAAGAAACUCCAGAUUGGAUUGAGUCUGACGUGUGCCAAUUGUGUAAAAGGCCGUUUUUUUGGAAUUUAAGAGGUAUGAUGGAUCAGAGACAGCUUGGUUUGAGACAGCAUCAUUGCCGUCAUUGUGGCAAAGCAAUAUGUGAGAGAUGUUCAAUGGGAAGGCUGACUAUUCCGUCAAUGGGUUUUGAAUUUGCCAUAAGAGUUUGUGAUCCAUGUCAUCAUUUCUUAAAGGAAAAAGAUCGACCAUCGCUUGCAACUUUUCAUGAUGCAAAGCAUAGCAUACUUGCGAUGAGUGUAGAUGAAACCACUAAGAAACUUGCAACAGUUGGUCAGGAUCGGGUAAUAAAAAUUUGGGAUGUUUCAGUAUUGCUAUGAGCGUGGUCUGUUCUAAAUACUAAAAAAAUUGUGAUUCAUUGUAUAAUCGUGCUAUAGUUAAUUUAAUCCAACUAUAGUUAAUUGCGCUGGUGCAUUUGGAUCAGCAGUCAUUUUGUUUUUGAGCAUUUAGGUGUCUUGCUGAAGCAUUAACAUCCAAUUGCUCUAGACUAGUCCCGAGUUAUUUUUUGCUUGGUUUAAUUAUAUAAAUAAAACUUUAAGUUUCUUUCUAAUUAAUAACGAAGUGACUGUAGAAAUUUAUCCUCAAAAGUUGUAUUUAUAUUGUAUAGGUUAUGUUUACAAACAUGUAUAUUAUUAUUAUUAUAAUUUUUAAAAUGACAACU